AACUCUUUCCCACACUCUGAAAGCUUUUUUUUUUUUUCUCUUUUUUCUUUCCUUUACCUUUUUUUUUCCUCUCUCUCCACACAUUUCAGGAGGAGGGUCUCGCUUUCUUUAUCUCUCUCUACAGUGGUGCUCUUUCUUUCCACUGAUAAAGCAAAACCCUAAAGUUCUGAUAUUUGAAACUCAGGUACUCUCUUUUAGGCUUCUUUUUCUCUUCGCUUUUAACUGGUCUUGUGUUUUGCUUGGUGGGUUUUGCUUCCCAUGCCCUCUACUUUGUUUUUUAGCAUCUGGGUCUUUGUGGGGUUUUUGAUCCUUGGUAGGGUUUGAUCAGAAGAGGUGGGUCUGCCGUUCAAGAUCUGUGUGCUUUUGCAUCUGGGUCUUGUUUAUCUUCUUGACUUUGCUCUUAUCUUGAGGGCUGUUUUGGAAGAAAUGCAUUUUCGCGGAGUUGAUUGAUUUUUUCUACCUUUAUAUGGGUCUUUGAUCCUGCACAUUUUCUCCAGAAAGUUUAUUUGUUCCCUGAAAAAGGAUUGGCAUUUUGAGGUGGAUGACUUUCGUUCGUCUACUUUCAUGAGGCCAUCUUACCAUUGAUCGAGUUUGAGAUGGAUAAACUUUGGAUUGCUAAUGGAGUGACUAAUAAAAAGUUGGGGGGUGGGUAAUGGGUUUGCUCAAUUUGAUCUAUUUAAGCAAUCGGCAUAUCUUCAAUGGCCUCAAAAUCUGGUGCCAGAACAUCCCCAGAUAGGCAAAAGAGAACUUUUGGUAGUCAAACAUUGGAAGGAAAUUCGCGCAGGCCAUCACCUUUGCAGAUUACAAAAACGAGCAAAUCUGAGCCGGUCACCCCCAAAAAAACACCUAGAAGUGUGCAGCCAGUCGCAUUAAAGCAGGUUGAUGUAGAAGCCUCAGAUGACAAAAAUUCAUUGAGUUCUCAUCAAAAGGGGUCUGCCAAUUCUUUAACUGACAAGUUAGGUUCAAGUUUAUCUUUAGGUGAUUCACAACAAACGCCAACAAUUGUAACACCUAUUGUAAGCGAAGUCACAGGCUCACUAGAUGGUGGUGCUGAUCAAGAGAAGAAAACGUCUAAGCACGGGCAUAGCACAGUUGCUGCUAAAGUUAGUGAUGGGACCGGCAGCCUUGCCAAGACCAGUGGAAGUGCCAAAAUUAGUGAUCGUGUUGAAUUUGUUGAGAGUGGCAAGAGCAGUAUGUGCAGAGGUAGCACAAGCAGUGACGUGAGCGAUGAAAGUACUUGUAGCAGCUUAAGUAGCAGUAUCAGCAAACCUCAUAAAGCUAAUGAUUCAAGGUGGGAAGCCAUCCAGGUUGUCCGUGCAAAAGAUGGGGCCUUGGGUUUAAACCAUUUCAGACUUCUGAAGAGGUUGGGCUGUGGAGAUAUUGGAAGUGUCUAUCUUUCAGAAUUGAAGGGUACCAAGUGUUAUUUUGCGAUGAAGGUCAUGGACAAAGGGUCUCUAGCAAGUCGUAAGAAGCUGCUUCGGGCUCAGACAGAAAGAGAGAUUCUCCAAUCCUUGGACCAUCCCUUCCUUCCAACCUUAUACACCCAUUUUGAGACCGAAAAAUUCUCUUGUUUGGUGAUGGAGUUCUGCCCAGGAGGUGAUUUACACACACUUAGGCAGAGGCAACCUGGGAAGCAUUUUUCCGAGCAAGCUGUUAAGUUCUAUGUAGCAGAGGUUCUUCUUGCUCUUGAAUACCUUCACAUGCUUGGGAUUGUUUAUCGUGACCUGAAGCCAGAGAAUGUCCUUGUGAGGGAAGACGGGCACAUUAUGCUUUCAGAUUUUGACCUCUCUCUCCGGUGUGCUGUCAGCCCAACACUGGUCAAGUCCUCUUCUUUUGACACUGAACCCUUACGAAGGAACCCAGUCUAUUGUGUCCAACCUACUUGCAUUGAACCCUCUUGUAUUCAGCCAUCCUGUGUGGCCCCAACAACAUGUUUUUCCCCUCGCCUAUUUUCAAGUAAAUCCAAAAAGGACCGGAAACCCAAGAAUGAAAUUGGAAACCAAGUGAGCCCAUUGCCAGAGCUCAUUGCAGAGCCAACUGGGGCUCGCUCAAUGUCAUUUGUGGGGACGCACGAGUACCUUGCACCUGAAAUCAUCAAGGGUGAAGGUCAUGGCAGUGCAGUGGACUGGUGGACCUUUGGAAUCUUUCUAUAUGAGCUACUCUUUGGUAAGACUCCUUUUAAAGGAUCCGGGAAUCGAGCAACCCUCUUCAAUGUUGUGGGUCAGCCACUGCGGUUCCCGGAGUCACCAGUGGUCAGUUUUUCAGCAAGGGAUCUGAUAAGGGGCUUGCUGGUAAAGGAGCCACAGCACAGAUUGGCAUAUAAACGAGGGGCAACAGAGAUCAAACAACACCCCUUCUUCGAGGGUGUCAACUGGGCUUUGAUUCGAUGUGCGAGCCCUCCCGAGAUCCCAAAGCCAGUUGAGAUUGAGCGAGUGCCAGCUCCAGCAGCCUCAAGCAGUGAAAAAGCAGCAGCUGCCAUGGUGGGGCCUGAUCAGAAAAGUUGUGAUAAUUAUCUGGAAUUUGAUUUCUUUUAACGAGUCUCAGAACUGAUUUGUUUUUUUUUUUUUUUUUACAUUGAGGGAAGAAGAAGAAGAAGAUGUAGAGUUUUAUGAACAUUUUUCAGAGAUGUUGAUGUUGAAUUUAGAGUUUCUUGUAUUGAAAGUUGAUCAUAUAUGUUUGAUGUUGGUAUAAGAAGAGUUACAAAGUUUGUAGUGGAGCACCUAAAAA
Molecule: messenger RNA, 2727 nt
Organism: Vitis riparia (riverbank grape)
Lineage: Eukaryota; Viridiplantae; Streptophyta; Magnoliopsida; Vitales; Vitaceae
Product: serine/threonine-protein kinase D6PK-like
Exons: 3
Coding region: 699-2534 (611 amino acids)
Biological process (GO): protein phosphorylation
Cellular component (GO): nucleus; cytoplasm; plasma membrane
Molecular function (GO): ATP binding; protein serine/threonine kinase activity
Source: RefSeq, a predicted model, not a curated record